AUGCUUAUGAAAGGUUGUGAUUUCCCUACAAGGAUCAGUCAAGUCCCAAGCUCUAUUGGAGCACUCGUAAAUCUUGAGUGCUUGGCCAUUUGUGGAGCUUCCCAGCUAACGGUACUUCCCGACUCAAUUGGAAUGUUGAAAUGUUUAGCUGAGUUGGAUGUCUCAAGCACAGGUAUUGCAAAAUUGCCAAAUACCAUUAUCAAUCUGAAGAGCUUGAAAGCAUUGAAUAUGAGCCGAAGUUAUAUUAAAAAGUUGCCUGAGGCAAUUGGGAUGUUAGAGAAACUUGAAGAGAUUUAUGGAAUGGAUUGCAAUUGGCUAGAGACCAUCCCUGGUGAUAUCGCGAAACUACCAUUCUUGAAGAAUUUGAUAUUAACAAAAACUCGUGUGAAGAAUAUACCAAAGCUUCCCCAGAGUUUGGUAUGCCUAUGUCUGUCCUCAAGAGCCUCAGAAAAAGCUCCAGAUAUCUCCAACCUCAUGAGUUUAAGAAGUUUGGAGUUAUGUUUUAGCAUCUCAACCUUUAACGUAAGCUGUACUCAAAUAUGGCACCUCAGGACAUCAAUGCCUCACUUGCGCAAUUUAGCAAAAGCGAGAACUGAUACCGCAUGUUUUGUGCUGGAACUCAUCAAUUGCAAGAACUUGCGUCAAAUUGGACAACUUCCCUCUAGUUUGACGGAAUUUAAGGUUGACAACUGCAAUCUUCUUGAAGUUGUGGACCUUUCCAACUUAUCUAACUUCCAGAAUCUCAAGGCCCUUCGAGUACGGGACUGUCUGAAACUAGUCGAGAUUCAAGGUCUUGACCAACUGGAGUCACUAGAGAUUCUUGUAAUCAAACGCUGCAGUUCCUGGCUACGCUUACCUGAUCUAUCCAACUGGAAGAAGCUGAAGGAGUGGGACGUUGAUGCUCUUACGACAUAUUCAGCGAGGGGAAAACGAGUAACUCAUAGCGAAGAUCGUACCAUAGAUCUUGUACGCUCGUACUUGGAAAGAGCCUGUAAUCCUGAAUUGAGGCUCUGA
This is a messenger RNA of Eucalyptus grandis, 1014 nucleotides long. Its product is annotated as disease resistance protein RPV1-like. The transcript has a single exon. The coding region runs from base 1 to 1014 and encodes 337 amino acids. NCBI's taxonomy places the organism in Eukaryota, Viridiplantae, Streptophyta, Magnoliopsida, Myrtales, Myrtaceae. The record is from RefSeq and is a predicted model, not a curated record.